Molecule: messenger RNA, 7791 nt
Organism: Balaenoptera musculus (blue whale)
Lineage: Eukaryota; Metazoa; Chordata; Mammalia; Artiodactyla; Balaenopteridae
Gene: MED13
Product: mediator complex subunit 13
Exons: 30
Coding region: 70-6594 (2174 amino acids)
Biological process (GO): regulation of transcription by RNA polymerase II
Cellular component (GO): mediator complex
Molecular function (GO): transcription coregulator activity
Source: RefSeq, a predicted model, not a curated record
CUCUGGUCGGAGGCGGCGGUAAUGGCGGAUGGUGGGUUGUGGCGCCGGCGGCGGCUGCUGUGAGGGACGAUGAGUUCCUCCUUCGUGCCGAACGGGGCCAGCCUGGAAGAUUGUCACUGUAACCUCUUCUGCCUGGCUGACUUGACGGGAAUUAAAUGGAAAAGAUAUGUAUGGCAAGGCCCAACUUCUGCCCCCAUUCUGUUUCCGGUGACAGAGGAAGACCCCAUUUUGAGCAGUUUUAGUCGCUGCCUUAAGGCAGACGUACUUGGGGUUUGGCGGCGAGAUCAAAGACCUGGAAGAAGAGAAUUGUGGAUAUUUUGGUGGGGCGAAGACCCCAAUUUUGCUGACCUUAUUCACCAUGACUUGUCAGAAGAGGAAGAUGGAGUGUGGGAGAAUGGACUUUCCUAUGAAUGCCGUACUUUGCUUUUCAAAGCAGUUCACAAUCUGUUGGAACGGUGUUUAAUGAACCGGAACUUUGUACGUAUUGGCAAGUGGUUUGUAAAGCCUUAUGAAAAAGAUGAAAAACCUAUAAAUAAAAGUGAACACUUGUCCUGCUCUUUCACCUUUUUCUUGCAUGGAGACAGCAAUGUUUGUACCAGUGUGGAAGUUAACCAACAUCAACCUGUAUACCUUCUUAGUGAAGAACAUAUCACCCUUGCUCAACAGUCUAAUAGCCCAUUUCAAGUUAUCUUAAGCCCAUUUGGACUAAAUGGCACUCUCACAGGACAGGCAUUCAAGAUGUCCGAUUCAGCUACAAAAAAAUUGAUUGGUGAAUGGAAACAGUUCUAUCCUGUCUCAUCGUGUUUGAAGGAGAUGUCUGAAGAAAAGCAGGAAGAUAUGGAUUGGGAAGAUGAUUCUUUAGCUGCAGUAGAAGUUCUUGUUGCUGGUGUCCGAAUGAUCUACCCAGCAUGCUUUGUUCUAGUCCCUCAGUCAGACAUUCCUACUCCUAGCUCUGUGGGAUCCUCUCACUGUUCAGCUUCUUGCUUGGGUGUCCACCAAGUGCCUGCUUCCACAAGAGAUCCUGCUAUGUCUUCAGUUACUCUUACACCACCUACAUCUCCUGAGGAAGUUCAAACAGUUGAUCCUCAGUCUGCCCAGAAAUGGAUCACAUUUUCUUCAGUAUCUGAUGGCUUCAGCUCUGAUAGUACUAGCCAUCAUGGUGGGAAAAUACCCAGAAAAUUAGCAAAUCAUGUGGUGGAUAGAGUUUGGCAAGAAUGUAAUUUGAACAGAGCACAGAACAAGAGGAAGUAUUCGGCUUCAUCAGGUGGUCUAUGUGAAGAAGAGACAGCCGAUAAAGUAGCAUCCUGGGAUUUUGUUGAAGCUACACAAAGAACAAAUUGCAGCUGUUUGAGGCACAAAAAUCUCAAACCAAGAAAUCCUGGACAACAAGGACAGGCACCAACUUUAAGUCAGCAACAACAAGUACUUCCGAAGCACAAGACCAAUGAAAAGCAAGAAAAGAGUGAAAAACCACAAAAACGCCCCUUGACUCCUUUUCACCAUCGUGUAUCUGUUAGCGAUGAUGUUGGCAUGGACACAGAUUCAGCCAGCCAAAGACUUGUGAUCUCUGCUCCAGACAGUCAAGUGAGAUUUUCAAACAUCCGAACUAAUGAUGUAGCAAAGACUCCUCAGAUGCAUGGCACUGAAAUGGCAAAUUCACCUCAACCACCCCCACUUAGUCCUCACCCAUGUGAUGUGGUUGAUGAAGGAGUGACUAAAACACCUUCAACUCCUCAAAGUCAACAUUUUUAUCAAAUGCCAACACCGGAUCCCUUGGUUCCUUCUAAACCAAUUGAAGAUAGGAUAGACAGUUUAUCCCAGUCUUUCCCAGCUCAAUUCCAGGAAGCUGUAGAACCUACAAUAUAUGUUGGUACAGCAGUAAACUUGGAAGAAGAUGAAGCUAAUAUAGCCUGGAAGUAUUACAAGGUCCCAAAGAAAAAAAAUUUAGAGUUUUUACCACCUCAACUUCCAAGUGAUAAAUUCAAGGAUGAUCCAGUUGGACCUUUUGGACAGGAAAGUGUAACAUCAGUUACAGAGUUAAUGGUGCAAUGUAAGAAAACUUUAAAAGUUUCUGAUGAAUUAGUGCAGCAAUAUCAAAUUAAAAAUCAGUAUCUUUCAGCAAUAGCAUCUGAUUCAGAACAAGAACCUAAAAUUGAUCCAUAUGCAUUUGUUGAAGGAGAUGAGGAAUUCCUUUUUCCUGAUAAGAAAGAUAGACAAAAUAAUGAGAGAGAAGCUGGAAAAAAACACAAGGUAGAAGAUGUGCCAUCUAGUGUAACAGUGUUAUCACAUGAAGAAGAUGCUAUGUCAUUAUUUAGUCCCUCUAUCAAGCAAGAUGCUCCACGCCCUACUAGUCAUGCCCGUCCUCCAUCAACCAGUUUGAUUUAUGACUCAGACCUGGCUGUCUCUUAUACUGACCUUGAUAAUCUUUUUAAUUCCGAUGAAGAUGAACUGACACCUGGAUCUAAAAAAUCGGCGAAUGGAUCAGAUGAUAAAUCCGGCUGCAAGGAAUCAAAGACAGGAAAUCUGGACCCAUUAUCUUGCAUAAGCACUGCAGAUCUUCAUAAAAUGUAUCCUACACCACCAUCAUUGGAACAACAUAUUAUGGGAUUUUCCCCAAUGAAUAUGAAUAAUAAAGAAUAUGGUAGUAUGGAUACAACACCUGGAGGAACUGUUCUAGAAGGAAAUAGUUCUAGUAUAGGAGCACAGUUCAAAAUUGAGGUUGAUGAAGGAUUCUGUAGCCCAAAACCUUCUGAAAUUAAAGAUUUUUCUUAUGUCUAUAAGCCUGAAAAUUGUCAAGUUCUAGUGGGAUGUUCCAUGUUUGCACCUCUAAAAACUCUACCAAGCCAGUGUCUGCCUACUAUCAAAUUGCCAGAAGAAUGUAUUUACCGUCAGAGUUGGACUGUUGGAAAAUUGGAAUUGCUUCCUUCAGGGCCUACAAUGCCAUUCAUCAAAGAGGGUGAUGGAAGUACUAUGGAUCAAGAAUAUGGCCCUGCUUAUACACCUCAAACUCAUGCUUCUUUUGGGAUGCCUCCUAGCAGUGCACCUCCUAGUAACAGUGGAGCAGGAAUUCUUCCUUCUCCAUCUACCCCUAGGUUUCCAACUCCAAGGACUCCAAGGACUCCAAGGACUCCUCGUGGAGCUGGUGGACCAGCUAGUGCUCAAGGUUCAGUCAAAUAUGAAAAUUCAGACUUAUAUUCACCAGCUUCCACCCCAUCCACGUGCAGACCCCUUAAUUCUGUUGAACCUGCAACUGUUCCUUCCAUCCCUGAAGCACACAGUCUUUAUGUAAACCUCAUUCUUUCAGAAUCAGUUAUGAAUUUGUUUAAAGACUGUAACUUUGAUAGUUGCUGUAUCUGUGUCUGCAACAUGAAUAUCAAGGGUGCCGAUGUUGGAGUUUACAUUCCAGAUCCAACGCAAGAAGCACAGUAUAGGUGUACCUGUGGCUUCAGUGCUGUCAUGAACAGAAAAUUUGGAAACAAUUCAGGAUUAUUUCUUGAAGAUGAACUAGAUAUCAUAGGACGCAACACAGAAUGUGGCAAAGAAGCAGAAAAACGUUUUGAAGCUCUCAGGGCUACUUCUGCUGAACAUGUUAAUGGAGGACUAAAGGAAUCUGAAAAAUUGCCUGAUGAGUUGAUAUUAUUGCUACAAGAUCAGUGCACUAAUUUAUUUUCACCUUUUGGAGCUGCAGACCAAGAUCCUUUUCCCAAAAUUGGUGUAACUAACAACUGGGUACGUGUUGAAGAGCGGGACUGUUGCAAUGACUGCUACCUUGCAUUAGAACAUGGGCGUCAGUUCAUGGAUAACAUGUCAGGAGGAAAAGUUGAUGAAGCACUUGUGAAAAGUUCAUGCUUACACCCCUGGUCCAAAAGAAAUGAUGUGAGUAUGCAGUGCUCACAAGAUAUACUUCGAAUGCUUCUAUCUCUUCAGCCAGUUCUUCAGGAUGCUAUUCAGAAAAAAAGAACAGUAAGGCCUUGGGGGGUUCAAGGUCCUCUCACUUGGCAACAAUUUCAUAAAAUGGCUGGCCGAGGCUCUUAUGGAACUGAUGAAUCCCCAGAACCACUGCCAAUCCCCACGUUUUUGUUGGGUUAUGAUUUUGAUUUUCUGGUGCUUUCUCCAUUUGCUCUCCCUUAUUGGGAGAGACUUAUGCUGGAACCCUAUGGAUCUCAAAGAGAUAUAGCCUAUGUUGUACUAUGUCCAGAAAAUGAAGCCUUGUUAAAUGGAGCCAAAAGCUUUUUUAGAGAUCUUACUGCAAUAUAUGAGUCGUGUCGAUUGGGUCAACAUAGACCUAUUUCUCGACUAUUGACGGAUGGGAUCAUGAGAGUUGGAUCUACUGCAUCAAAGAAACUAUCAGAAAAGUUGGUAGCAGAAUGGUUUUCUCAGGCAGCUGAUGGUAACAGUGAAGCAUUUUCUAAACUCAAGCUUUAUGCGCAAGUCUGCAGAUAUGACCUAGGUCCUUACCUUGCUUCCCAGCCAUUGGACAGCUCUCUACUUUCCCAGCCAAAUUUAGUUGCCCCUACAAGUCAGCCUUUGAUUACUCCACCUCAGAUGACAAGUACUGGAAAUGCUAAUACUCCAUCUGCCACCCUAGCAUCUACAGCAAGCAGCACUGUGACAAUGACUUCAGGUGUUGCCAUGUCUUCUUCAGUUGCCACAGCUAACUCAACUUUGACCACAACCUCAGCUUCAUCUUCAUCAUCCUCCAACUUGAAUAGUGGAAUGUCAUCAAAUAAACUACCUUCAUUUCCACCCUUUGGCAGUAUGAACAGUAGCGUUGCGGGAUCCAUGUCUACGCAAGCGAGUACAGUUCAGAAUGGCCAGCUAGGAGGGCAACCGCCAUCAGCUCUACAAACAGCUGGGAUUUCUGGAGAGUCGUCUUCGAUUCCCACUCAGCCACAUCCUGAUGUGUCUGAAAGCACAAUGGAUCGGGACAAAGUGGGCAUCCCCACAGAUGGUGAUUCACAUGCAAUCACUUAUCCACCUGCAAUUGUUGUUUAUAUAAUUGAUCCUUUUACAUAUGAAAACAAAGAUGAGAGCACUAAUUCUUCUAAUGUAUGGACUUUGGGGUUACUUCGAUGUUUUCUAGAAAUGGUACAGACUCUUCCUCCUCAUGUUAAGAGCACUGUUUCUGUACAGAUUGUUCCCUGUCAGUACCUGUUGCAACCUGUGAAGCAUGAAGAUAGACAAAUCUAUACCCAGCAUUUAAAAUCCCUGGCUUUUUCGGCCUUUACCCAGUGUCGGAGACCACUUCCAACAUCAACCAAUGUGAAAACAUUGACUGGUUUUGGUCCAGGUUUAGCCAUGGAAACUGCUCUUAAAAGUCCUGAUAGACCAGAGUGUAUUCGACUUUAUACACCUCCUUUUAUUCUGGCUCCAGUGAAGGAUAAACAGACAGAGCUAGGAGAAACAUUUGGAGAAGCUGGACAGAAAUACAAUGUUCUUUUCGUGGGCUACUGUUUAUCACAUGAUCAAAGAUGGAUUCUUGCAUCUUGCACAGAUCUGUAUGGAGAACUUUUAGAAACUUGUAUCAUUAACAUCGAUGUCCCAAAUAGGGCUCGUCGGAAAAAAGGAUCUGCUAGAAGAUUUGGUCUACAGAAACUUUGGGAGUGGUGCUUAGGACUUGUACAAAUGAGUUCAUUGCCGUGGAGAGUUGUAAUUGGCCGUCUAGGAAGGAUUGGUCAUGGAGAAUUAAAAGAUUGGAGCUGUUUGCUGAGUCGUCGAAACUUGCAGUCUCUAAGUAAAAGGCUGAAAGACAUGUGUAGAAUGUGUGGUAUAUCUGCUGCAGACUCUCCCAGCAUUCUCAGUGCUUGCUUGGUAGCAAUGGAACCCCAAGGCUCUUUUGUUAUUAUGCCAGAUUCUGUGUCAACUGGUUCUGUAUUUGGAAGAAGCACCACUCUAAACAUGCAGACGUCUCAGCUUAAUACCCCACAGGAUACAUCAUGUACUCAUAUACUUGUGUUUCCUACUUCUGCUUCUGUGCAAGUAGCUUCAGCUACUUAUACCACUGAAAAUUUGGACUUAGCUUUCAAUCCCAACAAUGAUGGAGCAGAUGGAAUGGGUAUCUUUGAUUUGUUAGACACAGGAGAUGAUCUUGACCCUGAUAUCAUUAAUAUCCUUCCUGCAUCUCCAACGGGAUCUCCUGUUCAUUCUCCAGGAUCUCAUUACCCCCAUGGAGGUGAUGCUGGCAAGGGUCAGGGUACUGAUCGGCUACUUUCAACAGAAUCUCAUGAUGAAGUAACUAAUAUUCUUCAGCAACCAUUGGCCCUUGGUUACUUUGUAUCAACUGCCAAAGCGGGUCCGUUACCUGACUGGUUCUGGUCAGCAUGUCCUCAAGCACAAUAUCAGUGUCCCCUUUUUCUUAAGGCCUCUUUGCACCUCCACGUGCCUUCAGUGCAAUCUGACGAGCUGCUUCACAGUAAACACUCCCACCCACUUGACUCAAAUCAGACUUCAGAUGUCCUCAGGUUUGUUUUGGAACAGUACAAUGCACUCUCCUGGCUAACCUGUGACCCUGCAAUCCAGGACAGACGCUCAUGUCUCCCAAUUCAUUUUGUGGUGCUGAAUCAGUUAUAUAACUUUAUCAUGAAUAUGCUGUGAUCUUCAUUUGAUGGAACUGUGCAAGAAAAGAACAAGGGAAAAAGAUAUUUCGCUGCAAGAUUAAGUUACAAUUAUCUUCUCAGUGAAAGUCAUUUGUGAUGGGGUCUAAUUCUUAUUACUUCAACAAAUAUUGUUUUGACUUGGGGGUAUGGGCGAUAACCCUGUUAUUUUUCAUAGACUAUACUGAACUCUUUAGGAUGAUGACUGAUCAUACAAAGCGUAUUAUAACAUUUUCGUAGCAAAAUUAACCUUUUUUUUCCAGUCACAGUAUUUGUGAAAAGUAAUGAGCCAUAGUACCCAGUCAUGUUAAAUGAAUAUUAAAAGCAUGGAGAAGGAAACAUGAGGAACAAUGAAUUUCAACAUAUGGCUUCAGAACAUCAAGAUGUUCUUGUAUUGGAUUAUAGUAUCUAGUAUUCAAAAUGCCUGCAUCUCUUAUUUAUUGUAAGUUUUUAAAUGUAUAAAUUGUCUUAUAUUUCUUAACCUCUUUUAUAAAAAUUUUCCUAGAAGGUUUAUACUGCCUUCUUGCUUUAAAGCAAUUGGUCUAAAAUAUAUGUAAUCGUCUUAAUUAAAAAGUUGCAGUAGGGUUGCUUUUAGAGUAUUAUUUUUUUGUAAGGGGGUGGGUGGGACAGUAAAUUUGUAUUGUCUUGAUGUACAGUUUAAUGGGGAUAGAGGGGGAAUAAUGUCCAUACCAUUGUGUGUGGAGGAUUUACAGCUAAGCUGUAGUUGCAGAGUACAUGUACAGUAAUGAAGUUCACUGUGUUUAUAAAUUGAAAAGGUACCGGGUCUUACAACAUUUUAUAUAUCAGUCACACCUUUACAGAAUAACAUGAUGGCAAUAUACAAGUGAUAUUGUUAGGUGGUUUAACUUAGAAUAAAAUGAGAAUUCUUCAGUUAUAUUUUGUACUAUGGUUUAGGGCUAUGACUAAUAUUUCAGGCCAUUUCCAGUGAAAGAAACUUAGUUUUACAAGAAAAACAUUUGCUACUGAAUGCUUAAACUAAUUUUGGUGUUUAAUGUUACAUGCUUACAUUUUUUGUUGUUGUUUUAACAGUGGCACAUCUAGGCAUGGGAAUAUUAUUACUUAUGAAAAUUAUCUUCAGGAUCUGCUAUAAGGUUGAAAUUUAGCCCAGCUCUAGGCAUUUUACAAAUUAUUUUAAGAGCAGUCACUCUUGAUUGACUUCUUUUUUUUUUUUUUUUUU